Salvelinus fontinalis (brook trout) is the source of this 2016-nucleotide messenger RNA. RefSeq names its product immunoglobulin gamma-1 heavy chain-like. The record is from RefSeq and is a predicted model, not a curated record. Lineage: Eukaryota; Metazoa; Chordata; Actinopteri; Salmoniformes; Salmonidae. Bases 1 to 1797 code for a protein of 598 amino acids. The transcript is spliced from 9 exons.
AUGGAGCUUCUGACUGUCUGGAGUUUAAUUGUCAUGGUGAUGUCCAUACACAGUGUUUGCUGUGAUGAGAUGGAUCAGUCUCCUUCUCAGGUGAAAAGACCUGGAGACCUGUUUAAAUUGUCAUGUAAAAUCUCUGGGUUUGAUAUGACAAGCUACUACAUGAGCUGGAUAAGGCAGAAACCAGGCAAAGCUCUGGAGUGGAUUGGGAGCAUUGACUCUGGUUCAACAGAUGCUCCAGACUACUCAGACUCCCUGCAAGGCCAGUUCAUCCUGACUGAGGACGUCUCCACAAGCACCCAGUUCUUAGAGGCCAAUAGUCUGAGAUCAGAGGACUCUGCUGUUUAUUAUUGUGCUCGUUGUGAUGCUUUUGACUACUGGGGUAAAGGGACUCAAGUCACCGUCUCAACAGCAACCACAGCCACCCCUACUCUAUUCCCUCUUAUGAACUGUGGAACCCCUACUAACGACAUCUACAGCAUCGGUUGUCUCGCUACCGGCUUUUCGCCUUCCUCAAUCACAUUCAACUGGACAGACGCCAGCGGGAGUCCACUGACGGACUUUGUCCAGUACCCGUCGGUUCAGAGCGGGGGAGCCUACAUCGGAGUCAGUCAGGUCCGCGUGGCUAAGAAUGACUGGGAAAACUCAACGUCUUUUAUUUGUUCUGUGGAACAUCCUGGAGGUGGAAAGACAGCAGUCAUCAAUAAACCAGUCCCAAAGUCUCCAACAGUGUCUUUGCUGUCAGCGCCCAUUGGCACCACCCAGUACCUGAUGUGUAUGAUUGAAGAUUUCACCUCCGAGACAGUCAAGGUCACCUGGAAGAAGAAUGACAUGGAGGUGGAGGUCCAGACCCCUACUCUAGGCAAAAAGCCGUCAGGCCUCUACUCAGGCAGCAGUCUGCUGAAGGUCAUCAACAGUGACUGGAACAACAAGGUCAAGUACAGCUGUGUGGUGGAGCACCAGGAUCAAACCAUCAGCAAGACGACCUCCAAAACAGAACCACUGACGGUGACUCUGAACCCACCGCGUGUGAGAGAGGUGUUCUUGGACAACCAAGCAGUGCUGGAAUGUGUCAUCACUGCUACAGACCAGGACACAGUGUCUGGUACCAAUAUCACCUGGCAGGUCAAUGGACGGGACAAGAUGAAUGGCAUCGAUCUGAAACCUAUUGAAUCAAAGGGCAACCUGAACAGCAGGGUCAGUACUCUGACCAUAGAUCAGAAGGACUGGACCAAAGUGAACAAAGUCCAGUGUUCUGCCAAGAAGAGUGGUGAAGACACACCGGUCAUUCAGGAACUCAGCUUCACCAAAGGUAGUGAAGCCCCUUCAGUGUCCGUCCACCUUCUCCCGGAGGAAAACACCAGGGAGGAGGUGACUGUGACUCUGGUGUGCCUGGUGGUCUGCCCGUCUCUCUGUGACGUCUACAUCAUGUGGCAGGUGAACAGCAACCAGUACCAGGAGGGGGUCACCAGCCCUCCUCAGAAAACCCAGAAAGGCAACUACUUCGUCACCAGCGUCUUCACCACCACCAAGGAUAUGUGGAAGACAAACGUGCUUUUCACAUGCGCCGUCAAGGACCUCGGCUCGGACAACAAUACCACACCUCAGGGGAGGAAUGUGUCGAAGUCCAUGGCAAACAUCCUACUGACUGAGCCUGAGGCGGGCUUCGCUCUGAGCUGCACGGACAACGAUGAGGAUGAGUUCAGUAGCCUGUGGUCCACCACCUCCUCCUUCAUCAUCCUCUUUCUUCUCUCUCUCACCUACAGCACAGUACUCAGCCUGGUCAAGAUGAAGCAGUGAAGAACACAUGAUGGACUGUAGAGAUAGAUGUGUCUAGAUUAGAAAGAAAAUGGUCUGGGAUGGUUAUGGCAUAGUAUUCUUCAGUAAUAAUGUUACAUAUAUAUCCAAUACAUUAUUGAUUAUGAUUGAUUAGUAUUGUUGUUCUCAAUAUUAUACAAGCAUUGUGGUGAUAUGUUAUUUUUCAUUCAUUGAUUUAUUUUGUACAGUAUCUUUGAAUAU